Molecule: messenger RNA, 10266 nt
Organism: Pongo pygmaeus (Bornean orangutan)
Lineage: Eukaryota; Metazoa; Chordata; Mammalia; Primates; Hominidae
Gene: PCDH17
Product: protocadherin 17
Exons: 4
Coding region: 2750-6229 (1159 amino acids)
Biological process (GO): homophilic cell-cell adhesion
Cellular component (GO): plasma membrane
Molecular function (GO): calcium ion binding
Source: RefSeq, a predicted model, not a curated record
GGAAGAGCUACUCCCGGUAGUUAAAGGCCCGGGAGACCAGAUGGCGAAUCCCGGGGCGCGUCCGCUUCGGCGGAGCGCUGGGUUCCGCUAGCCGGACUGGUUCCCCAUCUGACUGAUCUAAUCAAUGACUCCGAAGAGCCGGGGCUCCUGGCCCCGCCCCCGCCAUCCUCUUCUCCGCCUCCCAUUGGACGCGGGCCGAGAAGGCAGGGCCUUGCUCCUCGCUCGGAUUGGCUGGCAGGGAAUCAGUAUCAAUGUUUAAGCGGCGGCGUGAGGUGAAUAGAGUCAGUCAGCAAGAGACGCUGGGGAGAGAGCAGGGAUCGCGAGCCCGGCGGAUGCGGCAGCGGCGGAAGGCGGCUGGGGAGACGCUACUCCAACUGUUGAAUUGAAUUUUCACCUUUCCUUUCAUCCGCUGAUUUGCUUGCGGAGAUGGAUUUAUUUGCUUUGAAAUCUGCGUAUCUUUCUCAGACUGUGGGGUGAUCCCGGCAGACACCAGACUGAAAGAGACCACCCGUGACAGAAAAGGAGGAAUUAAAAAACAAAAAAAAACAAAAAAAACAACAAAAAAACCCUCCACAACAGACUGCACAAUUAACUGUACACACCGAUGUUGGACUUUGCGAAUAGAAAAAAUUGAGAGGAAAAUCUUGAACUAUGAUGCGAGGCUAAGCUGGGAACAAUUACUGGAAACCUGAUUUUGUUUUUCCUUUUCCAAGACUCUGAAAAAUUUCGGGGUACCUCUCGCCUAACCAAGAGGAAAGGUUUAAAAAAAAAACAAACUAAAUAAACCAAUACACCUAGCAAAGCAGACGCCUUGUUUUCCAGAACCUCGGACUCGGCAGAAAGAGGUAGAGUAAAAGUGCUGCUAGAUUCAGCUUCACCUUCCUCCCUCCAUCCCUUUCUCUUGCAUUUUCUUUUUCCCCAAAAACAUGAAUCUGGUUUUUCUUUCUAUAGACUGAGUCAGAGAAAGCGUUAGGAAGAAGCCGCAACUAAUGUCUGUGAAGGGAGGACCAUCAGGCGAGAGUGAAUACGAUUCGUUCCGCUGCUUCUGACUCAUCCGGCAGAUCGGAACACCUGCAUUUCUGGAUGUGUCAUUCCCGUAUGUCGAGGCGCCUCCAGAACCCGAAAUAAUGUGUAGACAGACCUGUGUCUAACAUCCCCUCGGAGGGAGCUCCCCGGAGUAGGCGCCCCUGGCUGGACCGCCGCGGCCGCAGCUCUGCACCCCCUGCCCUCCCUGAGUCGCCCAGAAAGACUGAAAGAGAGACUGCAGAAUGCAUCACGCCAAACCUUGAUGUGUUGCUUUCAUCCAGCCCACUCCUCCUACUAUAAGAGAAAAUUGAAGGAAAAAAAAAAAAAAACCACGUACUUUAUUUGCUUCAAAUAUUCUUCACUUUUAUUCCUCGCCAAGGUUUUCUUUUCUAGAUGAAGAGGACUGGGAGGCAGGGCUAUUGGAAGGAGAUGCUGAAUAGAAAGAAAAGAGAGGCACUUGACAGCCCAGCCCUGUGAAUGCAGAGACUGUUUCCCUUCUAGCCAGAGACAGGGAGAGUGUGUGUGCAAGGACUGGAAGGGAGGCUCCCCUUCCUUUUCAUUCGGCCUCCCCACUCCCCCUUUAAAUCUGCACGUCCAACCAUGAGUUGCCUGUUGAUUUCCCUUCGCCUGGGAAGAAAGGCAAACUGGAAUUAAACUGCUUGGAGAGAAGUCCUUGCUCGCGGGGAGAGGAUGGGAUGGUAGCGGAGGCUACUGACUUGGCGUAGAGAAAUCGGAGAGUGUGUUCUACGAACAGAGGCGAAGAUUUAUCCCUCUAUUUCCCCCCUCCCAAUAGACUCACACAGCAAAUGCUGAUCAGGCUGUGGCUUUCUUGAUUUCGGGGGAGAGCCUUUUCCGAGGAAGAGAGGGAGGAGCCUGGUGGGGAGAGGAAACUACAAAUCGGGACACUAGUUCUUUACGCUGCAUUUCCUCCCCUCCCUUUGGCUGCUCGGAAAGGAGAGAGAGGAAAAAAAAAAUACGCUUGGCUGGGAGAUGCAGUCCGCCGCCGCCGCUGCCUCAGCCAGCAACGCAAGAUUAGAUCUCUAAAUGCAGCAAAACACUGCCUGAAAACAGACCGGCCCGCGCAGCAAGCAGACAUUUCACGGUGCGCUGGGGAAGCUUCAAAAUAUAUCUGUGACUCUGUCUUCGUUGCUCUUCAUCCCCAUCAAUUUCAUCACGGGAGGCGAGCAGCAAGUAAGAAUUUCACUUUCGGAUCUGCCUAGAGACACACCUCCCUGCUCCCUCCCCCACUCGAUGUAAAGAGUAUUCCGGAGUCUCUGGGCGGGAGUAGAUUUGCAGCACCCUAGCGGGAGCGAGGAAAACCUACGGAUUCUUUAGCUCAUUAUCAUCUCUCCCAGACGAGAUUUCCUUCUUAUCGCCUGCCUCAUCGCUCAAGUUUGAGCCUCCCGAAGUCCAGGCGGGAGAGACGAAACCCCUGGCUCACCCCCAGCUGCAGGAAGCCGCCGCCUUGCUCCAAGCCCCUGCAGCUCUGCUGCACCGCAGAUUCUCACCCAGUGCGGAUGCUGUAGAUCAACAGGUUCAGGGAACUUGAGCAGAAUAAGGAGAGACCACCGGGUGCCGCAGCUCGGGUGCAGAGGGAAAAAAGGACCCAUAGACUUGUGGCUCGCGUCGCGCGCGCACGCUGCGCCAGGGCUCCAGGCUGGCGCGCACUCCCUCUCUGGCUCCUCCAGUCCGGCUGCUCCUGCCCCCACCUUACAGGUCUGGGAUGUACCUUUCCAUCUGUUGCUGCUUUCUUCUAUGGGCCCCUGCCCUCACUCUCAAGAACCUCAACUACUCCGUGCCGGAGGAGCAAGGGGCUGGCACGGUGAUCGGGAACAUCGGCAGGGAUGCUCGACUGCAGCCUGGGCUUCCGCCGGCAGAGCGCGGCGGCGGAGGGCGCAGCAAGUCGGGUAGCUACCGGGUGCUGGAGAACUCCGCACCGCACCUGCUGGACGUGGACGCAGACAGCGGGCUCCUCUACACCAAGCAGCGCAUCGACCGCGAGUCCCUGUGCCGCCACAAUGCCAAGUGCCAGCUGUCCCUCGAGGUGUUCGCCAACGACAAGGAGAUCUGCAUGAUCAAGGUAGAGAUCCAGGAUAUCAACGACAACGCGCCCUCCUUCUCCUCGGACCAGAUCGAAAUGGACAUCUCGGAGAACGCUGCUCCGGGAACCCGCUUCCCCCUCACCAGCGCACAUGACCCCGACGCCGGCGAGAAUGGGCUCCGCACCUACCUGCUCACGCGCGACGAUCACGGCCUCUUUGGACUGGACGUUAAGACCCGCGGCGACGGCACCAAGUUCCCAGAACUGGUCAUCCAGAAGGCUCUGGACCGCGAGCAACAGAAUCACCAUACGCUCGUGCUGACUGCCCUGGACGGUGGCGAGCCUCCACGUUCCGCCACCGUACAGAUCAACGUGAAGGUGAUUGACUCCAACGACAACAGCCCGGUCUUCGAGGCGCCAUCCUACUUGGUGGAACUGCCCGAGAACGCUCCGCUGGGUACAGUGGUCAUCGAUCUGAACGCCACCGACGCCGAUGAGGGUCCCAAUGGUGAAGUGCUCUACUCUUUCAGCAGCUACGUGCCUGACCGCGUGCGGGAGCUCUUCUCCAUCGAUCCCAAGACCGGCCUAAUCCGUGUGAAGGGCAAUCUGGACUAUGAGGAAAACGGGAUGCUGGAGAUUGACGUGCAGGCCCGAGACCUGGGGCCUAACCCUAUCCCAGCCCACUGCAAAGUCACGGUCAAGCUCAUCGACCGCAACGACAAUGCGCCGUCCAUCGGUUUCGUCUCCGUGCGCCAGGGGGCGCUGAGCGAGGCCGCCCCUCCCGGCACCGUCAUCGCCCUGGUGCGGGUCACUGACCGGGACUCUGGCAAGAACGGGCAGCUGCAGUGUCGGGUCCUGGGCGGAGGAGGGACGGGCGGCGGCGGGGUUCUGGGCGGGCCCGGGGGUUCCGUCCCCUUCAAGCUUGAGGAGAACUACGACAACUUCUACACGGUGGUGACUGACCGCCCGCUGGACCGCGAGACACAAGACGAGUACAACGUGACCAUCGUGGCGCGGGACGGGGGCUCUCCUCCCCUCAACUCCACCAAGUCGUUCGCGGUCAAGAUUCUAGACGAGAACGACAACCCGCCUCGGUUCACCAAAGGGCUCUACGUGCUUCAGGUGCACGAGAACAACAUCCCGGGAGAGUACCUGGGCUCUGUGCUCGCCCAGGAUCCCGACUUGGGCCAGAACGGCACCGUAUCCUACUCUAUCCUGCCCUCGCACAUCGGCGACGUGUCUAUCUACACCUAUGUGUCUGUGAAUCCCACGAACGGGGCCAUCUACGCGCUGCGCUCCUUUAACUUCGAGCAGACCAAGGCUUUUGAGUUCAAGGUGCUUGCUAAGGACUCGGGGGCGCCCGCGCACUUGGAGAGCAACGCCACGGUGAGGGUGACAGUGCUAGACGUGAAUGACAACGCGCCAGUGAUCGUGCUCCCCACGCUGCAGAACGACACCGCGGAGCUGCAGGUGCCGCGCAACGCUGGCCUGGGCUAUCUGGUGAGCACCGUGCGCGCCCUAGACAGCGACUUCGGCGAGAGCGGGCGCCUCACCUAUGAGAUCGUGGACGGCAACGACGACCACCUGUUUGAGAUCGAUCCGUCCAGCGGCGAGAUCCGCACGCUGCACCCCUUCUGGGAGGACGUGACGCCCGUGGUGGAGCUGGUGGUGAAGGUGACCGACCACGGCAAGCCCACCCUGUCCGCUGUGGCCAAGCUCAUCAUCCGCUCGGUGAGUGGAUCCCUUCCCGAGGGGGUACCACGGGUGAAUGGCGAGCAGCACCACUGGGACAUGUCGCUGCCGCUCAUCGUGACUCUGAGCACUAUCUCCAUCAUCCUCCUAGCGGCCAUGAUCACCAUCGCCGUCAAGUGCAAGCGCGAGAACAAGGAGAUCCGCACUUACAACUGCCGCAUCGCCGAGUACAGCCACCCGCAGCUGGGCGGGGGCAAGGGCAAGAAGAAGAAGAUCAACAAAAAUGAUAUCAUGCUGGUGCAGAGCGAAGUGGAGGAGAGGAACGCCAUGAACGUCAUGAACGUGGUGAGCAGCCCCUCCCUGGCCACCUCCCCCAUGUACUUCGACUACCAGACCCGCCUGCCCCUCAGCUCGCCCCGGUCGGAGGUGAUGUAUCUCAAACCGGCCUCCAACAACCUGACUGUCCCUCAGGGGCACGCAGGCUGCCACACCAGCUUCACCGGACAAGGGACUAAUGCAAGCGAGACCCCUGCCACUCGGAUGUCCAUAAUUCAGACAGACAAUUUUCCCGCAGAGCCCAAUUACAUGGGCAGCAGGCAGCAGUUUGUUCAAAGUAGCUCCACGUUUAAGGACCCAGAAAGAGCCAGCCUGAGAGACAGUGGGCACGGGGACAGUGAUCAGGCUGACAGUGACCAAGACACUAACAAAGGCUCCUGCUGUGACAUGUCUGUUAGGGAGGCACUCAAGAUGAAAACUACUUCAACUAAAAGCCAACCACUUGAACAAGAACCAGAAGAGUGUGUUAAUUGCACAGAUGAAUGCCGAGUGCUUGGUCAUUCUGACAGGUGCUGGAUGCCACAGUUCCCUGCAGCCAAUCAAGCUGAAAAUGCAGAUUACCGCACAAAUCUCUUUGUACCUACAGUUGAAGCUAAUGUUGAGACUGAGACUUACGAAACUGUGAAUCCCACUGGGAAAAAGACUUUUUGUACAUUUGGAAAAGACAAGCGAGAGCACACUAUUCUCAUUGCCAACGUUAAACCUUAUUUAAAAGCCAAACGUGCCCUGAGCCCUCUCCUCCAAGAGGUUCCCUCAGCAUCAAGCAGCCCAACCAAGGCAUGCAUCGAGCCUUGCACCUCAACAAAAGGCUCCCUAGAUGGCUGUGAAGCAAAACCAGGAGCCCUGGCUGAAGCAAGCAGUCAGUACUUGCCCACUGACAGUCAAUAUCUGUCACCUAGUAAGCAACCAAGAGACCCUGCCUUCAUGGCUUCCGAUCAGAUGGCAAGGGUCUUUGCGGAUGUGCAUUCCAGAGCCAGCCGGGAUUCCAGUGAGAUGGGUGCUGUUCUUGAGCAGCUUGACCACCCCAACAGGGAUCUGGGCAGAGAGUCCGUGGAUGCAGAGGAAGUUGUGAGAGAAAUUGAUAAGCUUUUGCAAGACUGCCGGGGAAACGACCCUGUGGCUGUGAGAAAGUGAAAAAAGAAAAAAAAAAGGCAUUGGCAUUUUCUUGUCUCUUCUGUUGAUUUAAAAAUGAUCCCUCCUGGUGAUAACCCAUUUUACAGGGAUGAAGAAAGACCAAUGCUGCUUUAAGGCUUUUAGUGAACAUCUGAAGUGCCCACAAGUAUGUUCUUUCCACUGCUGAUUUCUUUUUCAGAGAUAACAAUGGUUUCGUUUUGACCAAACUUGUAUUAGGACAGAAUUAAUGAUGCUUAAAGAGAAAAGAAAAAAAAAGAGAGAAGAAAAAGGAGAGACAAAAAAGGAGGAUGAGGAGAAGAAUUACCUUUUGACAAUCUGUUAGGAAGGUAUGCAGUGUGAGAAUUGAAGUAUUUCUGAUCACUCUCAGACUGUCCUCCGUGAUUUAUGCUGACUUAACUGUUUACCUAUAAACCCCAUACAAAGCAGGGUCAUAACUUGUGAUCUGUGGUGGAUUUCUAGCAGUCAUCACAGGCUUCUACUGAAAGUCCUGAAAAGACCUUGCAGUAGUCCGAGCUACACCAAACAUUAACACAUAUUUGUGGUAAACAUUUCUGUAAAAAGUUACCUGACACACAUAUAAACACAAGGAACAUUCCAUAUCAUUAGUCAAAAACAAAAACGAAAACAAAAAAAAACCUUUGGUCAUUUGUAAGACAUCUCAUGUCGUAUAAAAGUUAAAUGUAAAAAGAUAUAGUCCAUUUUGUCCUGCACACACGUAGACUAAUUCACGUCAUUAAAGAAGAAGAAAAUUUAAAGAUUUAAAAUGCCUAUUUAGCAUUUUAGUGUCCAACAAAGAUUUAAACAAUGAUGAGUAUGGUUUAAAUUUGACAUAGAAAAGUUCUAAAAAAUAGUUACCAUUGAGUGGUAAGAUUCAGAGAAAAUUAACUUGAUUAAUAUGUUUUAUUCGUUUGUGGACACUAAAAUAGCUCAGGAAAGUGAAAAUGUCUUAGACAUACACAAGUCACAUGACCAUUUAAAUGUGCAAAUGUAAGAAGAUUCAAUGUGUUUACAUCAAAUGACAUAUUUUUAUUGAUUUAUUGCAGAUUCAGUGCAUAUGAGCCAAAUUGUUGAGUGUAUAAGAGCUAUAUUGUGUAUUUUAUUAAAUUAAUAUAUAGUUGUGUUGCAAAAAUAUUUGGGCUUAUAUUGUAAAUGGCAAGUGUUGCCUCGGUAGCUGUCGAACUCUAUGAGUUUUGUUUUUUCCUGCUUCCUUUUCCCCAUGGAAUGUGGGAAGCAGUGCCUCAGAGCAAAGUCUCUUGUUUAAUGUAUAGUCUACCAAGUACUACAGUACAUAAUCUGUUCAAAAUGUGUUUGAGGGAGCUGAUGGAGCUAACUGAAAGGUCAAAAAAUACAUCCAUCAGUCAUGGUUAUGUGCAAGUCCUUGUAGAAGCUUUUAUUAAAGUCAUGCUAAAUCACAAGAAUUAACAUUUGUACCAAUAUCUGAAACUUCUUCAUGUUUUUUCAAUAACAUACAGCUUCUGCCUAUGUAGAUAUUAUACCAUCAGUUGGUUCUCAAAAGUAUUUUAAGUGCUUCAGAUGUGUGUUCCCAUUAUAUUUCAAAAACAUGAAAAAUGCUUUAAUGCAUGUAUGUACCAGCAGUGGUUACUUGCAUUGUGUAGUGUUUUUCAAGAGGUCUGGGUCUUAACAAAAUGUUUUCCUUUAUCUCAGUGCUCUUCUGCCCCUUUUUGUUGGUGUCCUUUGAGAACAAUACACCUUCUAUUCCUUCAUUUGGUUACACCUUUUCUUGUGACAUUUAGUGAGUUUCAAACUUACUUCCAUAUGAGGCUAAGAAACCUCAAAUUUCAGGAAUUGGGAAAAAUAAAAUUAGCACUUGCAGAAGUAGCAGCAGAUGGGAAAAUGCCUUGAUUGACAUUUUCUUUCAGCAUUUAAAAUUUUUGGCACUUUACAGCUUCAUGACAAACAGUUUUGUGCCCAUACCUUAGAAAAUGUGGUGCUGAGUUAAAUAAAGGCUGUUUGAGCACUGGAGCAGAAAAAUGCAUUAUUUGCAAACUGGUGGAGAAUUUUGUGCCUUCUCUUCUGGCGACCAAGCCAGUGUAGAAACAGCAAAAAUGUCAUAAAAAUUCUUAUAUUUAAAACAAAAACAAAAGCAAAAACAAACAUUGAAUUAAAUUAAGUUUUGUAAUUUUAAACUUUAAAAACUUCUACUGAAAAUAUUUCCGUCAAAUGCCAUCAAUAUUUUAGACUGUACCUCGCUUGCAAAACUGCUUUGAGAGAGAAGAGUGGACAACUCCCAUCAGCCUUAUUCUCUUGAGAACUAUAUUUUGGUUCCUAGUAACAGCCUUUCCAAAGCUCUACUCUUGGUUUUUAUUACUCAUAAAUGUUUAAAUUAGAAAAGAAGGGAUCUUGUACAUGUGAAACCUAAUUGACUCUCUAUAUUUUGGACAAUUUAUGUAUCUGAAAUGUGUUGUCUCUGUUAUAUGAUGUUAUUUUUGCCAGGAGACUACAGGUUGAUUUAGCUUGAUAGCUGAAAUUUGAUGGAGAACUGAUUUCCAUUUAGUCUUACCAAGUGUUGCCUCUCUCUUACUAGACAGAUAACCACUUAGUAAAAUCUAAAGCAGUAUGUAAAUGAAAUCAGAAAAGAGAGUAGGGUUUAUUUUAUAAACAUUCUUAAUGCUAAGUAACCAGUUGUUCAAUUUAUUACAUGUGUCUGAGGACAUUAAAACACCAUAAGAUUGUAAUAAUUGGUUGUGCCAAUGUGUGAGGGAUUUACCUUUAGGCUCUCUGUCGCCAGUGAUUUACUAGUGUUAGCCGUUUAACACAUUAUCUGUAUUUAGUAGUGAUUAUUUAUUUACAAGUUGGUGGUAAUUCAGCAGUCAGGACUCUAAGCUUUUAUAGUUGAAUUGAGAAAAUCUCGCUUUUAUUCAUUUAGCUGGCAACUGCCUUUAUUGCAGACCUCUGGUGCUUGGCUUUCAAGGAAGCCUAUGAGAUGCCAAAAUCACACCUUUAGGGAGCAACUUGCUCUAAUAGGUGAUGCAUGAGCAAACAGUGAGAUUUGAAGGAGUUUUAGCAUAAUUUAGAAUGUGAAAAAAAUAUCAAUUCACGUCUUUCAAGUACUAACCCCUCAAAAAAAAUCCCACACAUACAAAAUAUGUGAUGUGAUACCACUUUGUCUUUUAGGUCUUUAAGUAACUGAAGUUAAGCACAGAAAAAAAAAAUCAUUUCAGUAAGAAACCCAAACUUCUAAAAAUUGCUUACAGAUGAACUAAAAAAAAAAAAAAAAAAAAAAAAAAAAAAAAAAAAAAAAAAAGCAACAAAAUAACCUUCUCAUCUGAGUUAAAAGUAGUGAGAAUCUGUUAGUUAUACCUAUACCAAAGUAAACAUUAAAGAGACAUAUCAUGCAAUUUCAAAGAAUUCUUUCAUGCUAUUUCUCAACCUGACAUUUCUAACUUUAUUGCAGGCAAUAUACAAAGAUUGGCUCACUACUCCAUAGGUUAAUUGAAUUCCUGGUUGAGAAACUAACUUGUUUUGUUUUCCAAAAUUAGCUGAAAUCUUGUAAAACAUGACUUCCCUUUAAAGGAUCUAGACAUUGCUCAAUUUAAAAUAUGGCACCAUAAAAAAAGUCAUGUAGUAAUAGAGCAUAUGCUUUUUUAGAACCAGGUUAAAAGCUAUUUGUUAUCUAAUAGAGUAGAAGUUACUGAGGUCAACAGAUAGACAGGUCUGGCGUAAUAUAUGCCCAAUCAUAAUAGUCUAAUUAUAUUCUUUUGACAACAGACAGCAUUUAUCAGAGCAUUAAUUCAAAUGAGAGUUUUGGCUAUCAAGAUGUGUUGAUUCGAAAUAUGAUUGAAUGAGACCUGAUUAAAGUCUGACUUUCCUGGCCCCAGUGUUUUGCAGGUUGGCUAUUUCCAUUAUCAGCCCAUCACUCCAUAAGGUUCUUAGCUGCACCAAGUGAUUGGUGAACAAGGACAACAACAAAAGCAGCAUACGUUGUAUGGAUUUAUCUUAACGCUAUUGUUUAAUGGCUGUGUUUAAUGUGAUCUAUCUGGAAAAUGAGGACUCCGAAUAAAAAGCUAUUACUAAUA